CCUGGUCAUACGCAGCAAAGGAAUGGCGUCAUCGGUUCGAUUAUCAUUCGUCGAGAUGCUUCCGAACUGCUUCCGAUAAAAAAUCUGGAAGGAGCCAGGUCUGUAUCCAAGUUUCUUUCCCAAUUUUCUCAUCACUCCUUUUCUCUCUCUCUCUCAAACUUUUCCUCCCUUCACAACUUCAAAUUGAGGAGGAGCCCGAAGUAAAAACAAACACAAACACAAACAGGAACCAUGAAUACUAAGGAAACACCUCGCGUUUCAACACUCAACGGCCAAGCCGUUGAUUUCCUCAAGGUAGGCAACCACAGUCAUGCUAUUGGCAAGCUUCAAGAGGCCCUGGCAGCGGUAAGAUCCAAUCUGGACUCUGGAGAAUCUACUACCGAAUCUCGCAGAAGCAGUGGAGGCAGUGGUGUUGGCCGCAUCUGUGUUCCCGUUGGAGUGAGGGCUUACUUUGCUGUGUACUCGAGUACGGUGGAUGACGAAGAAGAUGGCCGCACAGAUCGUGCUGGUUCGGUCUUUCGUUGCUUUGAUCGAGCCUUUGUGCUCCCGGACAACGCGGGCGAGAACCGUACGUCCUGCGUGGUCUUGUACAACCUGGGCCUCAGUCAUACUCUGGCCUGGCUCGAGACGCACCAAGCCAGUGAUCUGAACAUGGCCAUUAAGCUCUACAAGAUGGCUCUGUCUGUUGCGGAAAACUGCAUGGUAGAAGAAACGAUGGAUGACUACGUGCUGUUGCAGCUACUUGCUCUCUUUAACAACUUGGGUUAUCUGCAGCAUUAUCAUGCACAGUCUCUCAGUGCGGCACGCCAGGCAGAACUCACUCUGCAUUGUGUCGGGGCCAUCCGAGCCUUGAUUGGCACGAGGUAUCCCGCAGCAGGCAAGCAGCAGCAGGAGCAAGCUGUGGCACGAGUCUGCAGCGAGGAAGAUUUUCUCUUCUUUCGUUGGAGUGUCCUCUUUCUAUUUCAGCAAAAAGAAAAGGACGUCGCCCCUGCUGCCUAACCUAGCUAGCUAGCAAGCAACGUGGUGCGUUGCUGAUUCUGCCUUGGACCCGGCCAAGACCAUUUUUGAUUCGAUUCUCAUUACGUGUUGUAUGAAUGCACUUCUCCGUUACCUCGACAACGGCAUCUCAUGCUUGCCGAGCCCUUGGACUGCCAAUAACAUAAUCAUAGUAAGCAGCCAGUUGAUGCUU
Molecule: messenger RNA, 1189 nt
Organism: Seminavis robusta
Lineage: Eukaryota; Bacillariophyta; Bacillariophyceae; Naviculales; Naviculaceae
Source: the annotation of a GenBank genome assembly